Messenger RNA from Pseudo-nitzschia multistriata, 2273 nucleotides. Lineage: Eukaryota; Bacillariophyta; Bacillariophyceae; Bacillariales; Bacillariaceae. The record is from the annotation of a GenBank genome assembly.
CGCUAGUGGUAGAAAGGCACUUCAGCAUGCGGGUACUGGCAGUAUAUUGUCAGCAGAGAGCAGCCUUCUAUCGGUGGGGGAAAACUGUGCUAGGAAAAUGAUACGUUCUCGUCGGAAUUACGCCACUCUACCGGUACAGUCAAUGUCUUGGGUCAGACCUGCCACAAACAAUGCGUUGAUGAUGAUUACAAAACAAUAUCCGAGUCCUUUCGCAGAUCAUUACCAGGAACAACGACAACACCAAUCGGUAUCCUUCGGCACAUCAACAACCGAGAAAUCUUCCGAAGAUUUUUCUAGGUUUUCUAUGGUCGAACUGAAACAGCUAGCCACAAAAUCGCUACGACAGUAUCAGCGAGAAAACGAAAGUUCUGUAUCGCCGUCACACCGGGCGGAAAGCAUCCUGCAACACAUUUUAGAAAGGUCAACGCAACCGCUGGAUGACGGAGAAGCAGAAGAUUUGUCUAAUAUUCAAACCUCGCUAAUUGAUACCUGGACAACGUAUCAGUCUUCGGUCAUUAGAGACAUCAAAGAAACCAUACGGCAGGGCGAGCUUGAAGCAGCCGAUGAUGAAAAAGGAUCACAAAUUCAAGAGCAAUUGGAAUACAAGCGUUUGAGAAUGGUUCGUUCUGCUGCAGAAUCCAUGACUAGUAUCUUGGAAAGCAUGGAAAAUCCUUCUCCCCACCACUACGUUGCCAUCCUGAAGGCAUGGGCCAAUACUUGCAAGAUCGCUCGUACGAUAGGAAAAUCGAAAGCCGCCGAUGUCGUUGGGAUCCCCCAGCGAGCUCAACUGAUAUUGAACGCCAUGGGAGGAUCAAACGAGAAUGAUGACAUGAUAUCCGUUGAGGCGUAUAACGAAGUCAUCAAGGCCUGGGCGUACAGCUCGGAAUACCUGCGGGGAUCAAUGGCCGAACAUGUCUUUAGGAGAAUAAAGUUUCCCACAGGAGAGAGCCUGCGAAUGAUAAUGCGGGCGCAUGCGUGGAGCAAAGAAUCUCGAUCCGCCUUUCAAGCUACAGGUCAUUUUAUGCGAAUGAUGCGCCUGUUGGAGGCAGGCCGAGCCGACAUGGAACCAUCUUCCAUCAACGAUUAUCAUAUCCUGUGUGAUGCUUGGACUGUUGCAGGAGACAGGAAUAGUGCCUCUAAGGUGUAUAGCGUCUUGCAAAUAAUGAACAACGCUUAUCAAAGGGGGCAUACCGAAAUUUGCCCUGAUUUACAGUGUUAUCGUGAUGCACUUAUUACGAUGUCCCGUCGACAAAAUGUAGACGAUGUUGGCGAAGUUGUUGAUAAAACCCUCAGAGAUAUGAGAGAACAGAUGAUUUUUCCAGACACGUUAUGCUAUCGCUCGGCAAUUUUGGCAUGGAAGCACAUUGCCAUGUCCCAAGAUUGUCUCCAUCCCGAGCAGGCUAUUCAGAGAACCCAAGAGCUAUUGCAGGAAAUGACCGAAGCUUAUCACCGCACCACGCAGAUUCUGAUCCAGCCAACCACGGAGGAUUACAAUAACGUAUUGCAUGCAAUGGCACUCUCGAAGAGUCAAAAGAUAGUUGAAGAUGCGCAAGAGUUAUUUGCGACAUUAAAAGAAGAUGCUUCUCUUACGGGAGGACCAGAUCCACAAUCAUACCGGUAUAUGCUGGGAAUCUGGCGCAACAGUCGUUCUCCCAACAAGGUGGCCCAUGCUUCGCAGCUUUUGCAAGAAGUCAAAGAUCACUAUAAAAAUAAUAAUACCUGGAGAGACUCAAACUUUUCAAAAAAAUCUACCAUGGAUGCUUUUUCAGCAUUUAUCCGGGUGUGCGGGACCUCCGCAAAUGCCUCAAGGAAAGCCACCAAAGCCACUCAACCGGAGCGUACAAGAAUAAUGACUGUGGCUCUUCGAAGCCUGAAAGAUGCAAAGGAGCUUGACCUGACGCCUAAUUCGGAUACCUAUAUGGCACUGGUGGAAGCAUGUGAUCAUUUGCUGCCAGUAAGUGGGCCAGAGCGCGAAARUGUUUUGGAGAACAUCUUCCGUCGAGCCUGUGAGGAGGGAGUUGUGAAUCAAAAUCUUCUAGAAUUCUUCAAAUCUGUCGCGUCUACACAUCUGUACGCUAGAGUAGUCGUGUCGGAGAGCAWAGUGGCAGAAGACAUCAAGAUAGUACCAGAGGCGUGGACGAAAAAUAUUGAAGGUUUUCGAGAGGGCAAGAAAGUCAUGCCGCUUAGUAUUCAUGGGAAUUUUACCUUCACAAAGGCGGCUGCCGAGUACAGAAUGCGGAAGCUACGGCGACGAACAAAUCAAAAAAUGCUGA